AUGGAGAACGGCGGCAGCAACGGCGGCAGCAACGGCGGCGAGGCGCUUCCCAACGGGAACGCAAAGGCGGUGCAGGCGCUGCAGCGGAGCUUCGGCGAGGUGCAGGGGAUCCUGGAGCACAACCGGAUGCUGAUCCAGGAGAUCGGCCAGAACCACGAGUCGCGCGACGCGGGCGGGCUCAGCCGCAACGUCGCCCUCAUCCGCGAGCUCAACAGCAACAUCGCCCGCGUCGUCGGCCUCUACUCCGACCUCUCCACCUCCUUCUCGGGCUCCAUCCUCGCCAAGGGCCCCGACGACGCCGCCGCCGCCAACAAGAGGCCGCGCCCUACCCAGUAGGGUGCUGUAGAAGAAACAGUCCUCUUCUUUUCUCUUCAGUUUUAGAUUCAGAUUCGAGGCUUUGUUUCUUUUUAUUCAUGUGUUAUUUUAGCGGGCGUUGAGCUGAGGUAUGGACAGGGCAGCUU
Lolium rigidum is the source of this 461-nucleotide messenger RNA. RefSeq names its product protein ELF4-LIKE 3-like. Bases 1 to 336 code for a protein of 111 amino acids. NCBI's taxonomy places the organism in Eukaryota, Viridiplantae, Streptophyta, Magnoliopsida, Poales, Poaceae. The record is from RefSeq and is a predicted model, not a curated record. Gene Ontology annotation, biological process: positive regulation of circadian rhythm; entrainment of circadian clock. The transcript has a single exon.